UUUGCCAAAUGAGGAAGGUGGAACGUUGGAGAAUCUGACCGUGAAAAACGAAAAACAAAAGGAUGGUGAUCAACAAUAUUGUUGGCCUAUUUUUGUGGGAUACAUAACUCAAAAUUUAUAACCAUCUCAUAUCCUAAAGAUCUGAUAUUCACAUUUGAACUUUGAUACUAAUAAUAAAUCGAUAACAAAAUAAUUUUUGAAUGGACGAAUAAAUCUUUAGUAACCAAAAUAAAGAACUAAUUAUCUAAAUUUGACUUUAAGUCUACCAGAAAUGAAUGUAACAGUUAUGAAUACAUAAAUAUGGACUGAAAAAUACAGAGCAUAAAAGCGACGAAAAAUAAUGAAAUUCAAUGUGUUUUGUCUUAUACCGGUGCAAUAGUAGAUAGACGAAACCUCAGCUUUUUCCAUUUCCAGGUUUCAAGUUCCAACAGGACAAUCGUCUCCACCGAACUUCUUCUUCCCAACAAACCUUUCUUGAUUUGGAUUCCACAUACCCUCUGCUUCUCAUCCAUCCUGUUUACGCUCAUUUUCCCUUUCCUGUAAUUUGAUCUUUUUUUGCAGAAUUCUCUCUCAAUCAUGGCUCAUACCGAUCAAAUUAACCCGCGAGAUGUUUGUAUUGUGGGUGUUGCACGAACACCUAUGGGGGACUUCCUUGGUUCUCUUUCAUCUCUCUCCGCAACCAAGCUUGGAUCCAUAGCCAUUGAAUGUGCGCUUAAAAGGGCUAACAUUGAUCCACAACUAGUCCAAGAAGUUUUCUUUGGAAAUGUCCUGAGUGCAAAUUUAGGUCAAGCUCCUGCAAGACAAGCUGCAUUAGGUGCAGGCAUACCAAAUACAGUCGUUUGUACAACUAUUAAUAAAGUAUGUUCAUCAGGGAUGAAAGCAACAAUGAUCGCAGCACAAAGCAUUGAAGUUGGUGCCAAUGAUAUUGUAGUGGCUGGUGGCAUGGAGAGCAUGUCUAAUACACCUAAAUAUGUAGCAGGAUCAAGAAAGGGAUCUCGACUAGGACAUGAUGUUAUCAUUGAUGGCAUGGUCAAAGAUGGUCUUUGGGAUGUUUACAAUGACUUUGGAAUGGGAGUUUGUGGUGAGUUAUGUGCUGAAAGCUUCAAGAUAACAAGAGAAGAUCAAGAUAAUUAUGCUGUUAGAAGUUUUAACCGAGGAAUCACUGCACAAAAGAAAGGUGCAUUCAAAUGGGAAAUAGUUCCGGUGAAAGUUUCUUUGGGAAGAGGGAAAGGAACUGUUGUUGUUGAUAAAGAUGAAGGCUUAACAAAGUUUGAUGAAACAAAAUUGAGGAAUUUAAGACCAAGUUUCAAGGUUGAAGGUGGUUCAGUCACUGCAGGCAAUGCUUCUAGUAUAAGUGAUGGAGCAGCUGCAUUAGUGCUAGUGAGUGGAAAAAAGGCAUUAGAACUUGGAUUAAAAGUGAUUGCUAGAAUAAGAGGUUUUGCUGAUGCUGCUCAAGCCCCUGAAUUAUUUCCAACUGCUCCAGCUCUUGCAAUACCAAAAGCUAUUUCAAAUGCUGGAUUAGAAGCUUCCCAAAUUGAUUACUAUGAAAUAAACGAAGCCUUUUCUGUUGUGGCUUUGGCUAACAAGAAGUUGUUAGGAAUUGGUGAUGAACAACUUAAUGUUCAUGGUGGAGCUGUAUCGUUAGGGCAUCCAUUAGGUUGUAGUGGAGCUCGGAUUUUGGUUACCUUGCUAGGGGUAUUAUCGGAAAAGAAUGGAAAGUUUGGGGUUGCUGGUAUUUGCAAUGGGGGUGGAGGAGCAUCCGCACUUGUUCUUGAGCUCAUGCCAACUUCAAGGAUGAGUCACUCCAGACUGUGACAAGGAAAUUGUAAUGAUGUCUGUAUCGAUAAAGUGUUUGCUGUAUAAAUAAAGUUUGUUUCUUUUCUAGACUACAUAAACCGCCUUAAUAAGACUAAAUGUCUAUUUUACCCUUUCGUUUCAACAAACAAUAAUAUUUUUACAUAUUGGAAUCUAAAUAAUGGCUAAUGUACAAAAUAAUACAGCUAACAUAAUUGACUGAAAGGUAACAGAAGAGGGCAUGCUACCAUUAUCCUUGCGAAAGAACAUCCCUUCAUAUAAUGGAAUGUUAAUGAGGAUUAUCAAACCACACAAAACCAUCUGUACACCUAACUCACUAAAACCAUUAAUGUCUGAAUCCAUAACCACCCACUUUACUCCAUU
This is a messenger RNA of Lactuca saligna, 2178 nucleotides long. The record is from the annotation of a GenBank genome assembly. Lineage: Eukaryota; Viridiplantae; Streptophyta; Magnoliopsida; Asterales; Asteraceae.